Jaculus jaculus (lesser Egyptian jerboa) is the source of this 750-nucleotide messenger RNA. RefSeq names its product chromosome 5 C1orf141 homolog (gene C5H1orf141). Bases 1 to 750 code for a protein of 249 amino acids. The record is from RefSeq and is a predicted model, not a curated record. The transcript is spliced from 2 exons. Lineage: Eukaryota; Metazoa; Chordata; Mammalia; Rodentia; Dipodidae.
AUGAAUGAUUUUAAUUCAAAAGAAAAUAAGUUGAUCAGAAAUUAUCAACUAAGUGAACAUUGUCCAGUAAGAAAGGACAGAUUGCUCCCCUUGUGCUUGGAGGAUGAACUGAGAGCUCCAAAUGCCAAGAUAAUCAACAUUGUUCCAGCAAAGGCGGGAACUUCUCCUGUGAAGCAGCAGGACACAAAGCCCAUAAUAUUCCAUGACACAAGAUAUAUACUAAUGUGGCUUUUGAGAAAAUGUAGGUUUAUACCUCAUCUUUUCACAUAUAAAAGAAAAAAUUUUGUUUUAGAAAGAAACUGUGCAAUCUUCAAAUCUUUAAUCAGUGAUCAACCAAGAACUCUUUCUAAACCCAAAAGAACUCUGAUGCCUGCAGCAUGGAGGAAAGACAUCCAAACAAUGUUGUGUGAAAGGAUCCAUAGAACUGUAAAGGACAAAGUGAAGAAAGCUACUGUUCAAAAUUCAGAAAAGAGACCUUGGAGUAGACUUUAUACAUUAUCUCACUCUUUGUCCAGUCUUGCAAAAAACUUUGAGAGCUACUUUGAUAAAACCAUUAUUCAAGAAAAGAGAACUAACCCGGGUGAAUCUGGAAGAAUGUUUUUGAUGGUGAAACCAAGAAAUGCACCCAAAUUCUGUGUCUUGCCAGUCAAAUGUUGUCCAAAGCCUUUAAAAAAUAUACUUGAAGUACGUAAAUUAAAUAAUGUAACCCCAUUAGAUAAUUUGUUAAACUUGCCAGGUGAAAUGAAAUGA